AUGUCGAUCGCAGCAGCAUCCCUCAAGCACAUCACGGCGAUGUCGUUCGAGUUCGCCCCGCUGAGUGCGUCGCAGGCGUCGAGGUCGAUGCGCCUGCUGCUCGCACGCCUGCCCACCAAGCCUCCCAUGCCCGGCAUGGAUCUGCCGGACAUCUCCACCAAGACUGUCCCCACAGAUGCACUCCAGAGGGUCGAGAUCACCUACAAGAACAAGCAGAAGCUCGUGCUCGACCACCAGGCCGCAGAGGCCCGCCUCACAGACCUCGUCAAGAAGAUUGAGGAGCCAGCACGGGCUUUGCGUCUCAAGGAGGAGGGUCUCUGA
Molecule: messenger RNA, 321 nt
Organism: Moesziomyces antarcticus
Lineage: Eukaryota; Fungi; Basidiomycota; Ustilaginomycetes; Ustilaginales; Ustilaginaceae
Exons: 2
Coding region: 1-321 (106 amino acids)
Source: RefSeq, a predicted model, not a curated record